Molecule: messenger RNA, 753 nt
Organism: Dioscorea cayenensis subsp. rotundata (Guinea yam)
Lineage: Eukaryota; Viridiplantae; Streptophyta; Magnoliopsida; Dioscoreales; Dioscoreaceae
Product: non-specific lipid transfer protein GPI-anchored 19-like
Exons: 3
Coding region: 68-595 (175 amino acids)
Biological process (GO): lipid transport
Molecular function (GO): lipid binding
Source: RefSeq, a predicted model, not a curated record
CAAAUUAAGCACACCCACCAUUCCCAUUAUUACUAUUAUUACCCUCAUUUAAUCCAUCAAUCAAUUAAUGGCUCCAAGAUUGAUGCAAAUCCUUUUGAUCUUUGCCCUUGUUUGGAUGUUUAGUAGUAGCAACAUGGAAACAAUGGCACAGACUUCAAGCAAUUCAUGCACUUCAGAGCUUGCAAAUUUGGUGCCAUGUUUAAACUACAUCACAGGGAAUGAGUCAAAACCAUCAAACUCAUGUUGCACUCCUCUUGCUUCUGUUGUUCAAUCUCAACCUCUGUGCUUGUGCUUGCUCCUCAAUGGUACUUUCUCUUCAUCUGGCCUUACCAUUAACCAGACUCGGGCUCUCGGACUUCCAGGCUUAUGCAGCAUCAACACUCCGUCGACUAGUCUUUGCAAUGCUAGUGGAGGACCUUCAUCUUCCCCAAACUCACCUUCAACUCCAACUACUCCAUCAGGCGGAGGAUCAAAUAGCGUUAUUCCAUCAGGAACAGGGUCAUUAAAAGGAAGUUGGAUUCAGGCACCAUUAACUCUCAUCAUCUCCAUCAUCCUUAUUGUUUCUUAUUCUACUCAAUCUAUGAAUUUCUUGUAAUUUUUUUUUUUUCAUUUUUAUCCUCAUUUAAUUUUGGUUUCAGGGGUUGAUUUUUAAUUUUAUUUUUUGUAUGAGAUUUAUAUUGUUCUUGUUAUUCUUGUCUAUGUUGUUUGUUGUACUUCAUGUAUGAAUAAAACAUCCUCCUUCUAGUUUGUUUA